AUGGCGCUGCCGCCGCUGCGCCUGGACUGGCUGCGCUGCACUGGGCUGAGCUUCUUCUGCCCGGUGACAAGCCGUGUGAGACACUGGGAGGAUCUUAGAGAGAACCUGCAGCAGCACAUCCGUAUCCUUGCAGACGAGGCCUGGCCGCUGCCCGUGCGCCAGGCGCGGCAGUCGCUGCUCCGGCCCGCUUUGGCGGCCGGCUGGGCGCUCACGGAGCACUCUGCACUGGCGAGGUCAGCCUACUUCUCAGGCUUUGGUGCCACAGCGUGCCAAAGCCUGGAGUGCGCGCAGUGCCCGCUGGGUGAGGUGACGCUGCGAAGUGCAGUGCUGCUGACAACUCCCAAGGAGAUCUUGGCCACAUUGUUGGGGCCACAGCUGGAGACAGCAACCAGGAAUCUUGUGACCUACGCGCUAUGGGAUACGAUGGCAAAGAUUGACAACCUGCUGUUCUUGGAGAAUGAGAUCACCUGGUAUGACAUGGUGAGCUCUGGUUGGCCGAUCUUCGCAGUACUGGCGUCGCUGGCCACGUUGCUCACCGGCAGCAAGUUCCCGACAGACGAGUCCCAGCUCAGGAUAGACCUGGCGCAAGUUCUGCGGCCUCAGAAUCUUCAGGAAGAGGUGAUUUCUUACCUGGGCCCAGACCGGGCCCGGUUUUCUCGCUGGGUGGCCCUGGCGGAGGAGCGCGGCAACUGCUCCGCGCGGACGGUGCUCGGGACGCUGCUGGUGGCAGACGGCUCCAAGAGCAUGGCCCUGCCGCUGCCACAGGAGGACUUCCUGCGCAUGGCGCAGACGGACCUGCGGAGCUGCCGAGCGCCCAUGGAGAGUGUUGUGGAGUUCUUCAAGUGGCCUUGGCCAGUGUUUCAUGCUGUGGAUUGGCUUCAAACUCCGGCGGAGGUGCAGGUUCAAGUCUUGCCCUCGCCACUGCAUCAAAGCUUCUUCUGGUGGCACCACCGGCCCCGAGAGAUCACAGGCAAGUUGCUGGUCCCUCGUGCUCGACGUCCUGGGACAUUUGGCUUUGUGGGUGACAAUGUGCGCUCGACCGGCCUGCCGCAUUGCAGCCUGGUCUUCCAGAAUGCCGUGGACACCCUCCUGGAGUUCUUGCCCGGGGUGCGAGUGAACGUGGUGGAUGUGGGCAGCAUGUUGGGGGAUUGCUGUCUCUGGAGUCUGCUCCGACACGGCCGCGGCUGGUGCAAGGCUUUUGAGUCCAACGAGCUGUGGGUCCGCCUGGCUAUGGCUACGCUGCAGCUCAACGGUCUGUCGCAGGAGAUGUCCGUCAACCAUAUGGAAAUCACCCCAGACGGCCCCAGAUCUUUGGAUUCGAUCCUGGGCGACAGCCAAGAUGCGCUGGUCCUCAAGAUCCACACCGAUGGCAACGAGCUCGGCCUGCUGCAAGGUGCGCAGCAGCUGCUGCGCCGCGGGCAUGUGCAGCUCGCCGUGCUGAGGACAGAGUCCCAGCUGCAGCUGCCGGAUGGCCGAUUUCGGCCGCCCCCCAACGCUUGGCGGCAGUGGCUGAGGUCCUCCGGCCUGGACAGGACCUACGCGCUGCGCUUUGCCUGGCACGAGACCUUGCUGGUGGCCAAGACCGCUGGGGCCGCUGCUCUGUUGAGGAGGAGCCUCAAUCAUACCGUGUGA
Messenger RNA from Effrenium voratum, 1632 nucleotides. NCBI's taxonomy places the organism in Eukaryota, Dinophyceae, Suessiales, Symbiodiniaceae. The record is from the annotation of a GenBank genome assembly.